AUGGCGGCGGCCGCACUGAGGCACCUGGCUCAGCCUCCGGUAUGGGGCGUCUGCUCACGUCCCUGCAGCGUGGGCCCCAGGGCCCUGGGCAGUGAGGCGAUCGUUCCCAUGACUGGAAAAGCGCUUAUGGACCCUACCCAGGGUGGUGUGACCUUUGAGGACGUGGCUGUGUAUUUCUCCCAGGAGGAGUGGGGGCUGCUUGAUGAGACUCAGAGACUCCUGUUCUGCGAUGUGAUGCUGGAGAACUUUGCAAUUGUAGCUUCCCUGGGUUCUUGGUCUGGAACAAAGGAUAAGGAGGCAUCUUCUAAGCAGAACGUUUCUGUGGAAAUACAAGUCAAGACUUCAGAGACAGGUUUAUCCACCCAGAACACUCACCCCUGGGAGAUGGGUGUUCCAUUCUUGAAAGAUAUUUUGCACAUGACUGAGCAAGCAUCAUCCCCUGAGCAGAAUCUGUGCUUGGAAGAACCUUAUGAGGGUAGCAAAUGUGAGAAAGACUUCAGCUGCAAGUACAGACUUGUUCAGCACCAGGGAAUUCACACUGGAGAAAGGCCGUAUGAGUGUGGUGAAUGUGGAAAAUCCUUUAGAUACAAGUGCUUACUCAUUUACCAUCAGAGAGUUCACACUGGAGAAAGGCCCUAUAAGUGUGAAGAAUGUGGGAAAUCCUUUAGAGAUUCCUCAACCCUAAUACAGCAUCAGAAAAUUCACACUGGAGAAAGGCCUUAUGAGUGCAGCGAAUGUGGGAAAUGCUUUAACCGAAAAUCUGACCUUAAUAAACACCAGAGAAGUCACACUGGAGAAAGGCCUUUUGAGUGCAGUGAAUGUGGGAAAUUCUUUGGUCGUCACUCCCUCCUUCAUAAACAUAAGAGAAUUCACUCUACAGCUACGCCAUAUGAAUGCAGCAAAUGUGGAAAAUUUUUUAGUUAUUGAUCCAGCCUUAUUCAACAUCAGAGAAUUCACAUUAGAUCCAUGACAUAUGAGUGUGGUGAAUGUGGGAAAUCUUUUAGCCGCAAAUCUUUACUCAUAUACCAUCAGAGAGUUCACACUGGAGAAAGGCCUUAUCAGUGUGUGGAAUGUGAAAAAUCAUUUCGCCAUCGUUCAGCCUUCAUUCGACAUUGGAAAAUUCACACUGGUGAAAGACCUUAUGAAUGCAUCAACUGUGGAAAAUUGUUCAGUCGUAGCUCCCACCUUAAUAAACACAAGAGAAUACACAAUGGAGAAAGGCCUUUGAGUGUAGCGAAUGUAGGAAAUCCUUUUGCUACAAACAUGGCUUCAUUUGACACUGGAGUUCACGUUGGAACAAAGCCUUACAAGUGUGGAGAAUGGGAAAUCCUCUAG
Orycteropus afer afer is the source of this 1335-nucleotide messenger RNA. The record is from RefSeq and is a predicted model, not a curated record. Lineage: Eukaryota; Metazoa; Chordata; Mammalia; Tubulidentata; Orycteropodidae.